This is a messenger RNA of Rosa rugosa (rugosa rose), 1646 nucleotides long. RefSeq names its product protein BCCIP homolog. The record is from RefSeq and is a predicted model, not a curated record. The transcript has 11 exons. Bases 205 to 1182 code for a protein of 325 amino acids. Gene Ontology annotation, cellular component: nucleus. NCBI's taxonomy places the organism in Eukaryota, Viridiplantae, Streptophyta, Magnoliopsida, Rosales, Rosaceae.
CAAUUUUCCCAGUAAAAAGAAAAAUACGUAACUUCCCAAUUUGCCCAUCUCUCUCAUCCCAACUUACAAUCGUGCCAGCUCUCGCCGAUCAAUUGAAACUCUCGCCGCCGCCGCAAUAGCUCAGCUCCGCACCGGUGGUGGAUUCAGCCGGACAGUUCUGGUGGCUCGCGAAACUCCGUGAUUUAGUAGCAUUAGAUAGUGAAGAUGCCUCGUAGGCCGAUGAGGCAUCGUGGACUGGUGAUAUCGCGUCCUCUGACCUUUUCCCAAUUUGCUCGUCAAUCAGCCGCUAGGAUUGCCUCUGUUUAUACUGCCAAGCGUCAAAUGCACACCGCAGAAGUCCUUCAAAAAUCACCGCCAAACUCCGCAGGUAAUAAAUCAGUAAAGAAUAAGUUGAAAGCCAAGAAGGAACAGUCUGAAUCUUCUGAAGAAGAAGAGUUUGAUGGAAAUGUUCAAGUAGAUUUUGCAUUCUUUGAUCCAAAAGCCGAUGACUUUCAUGGAGUGAAGACCUUGCUGCAGACCUACCUUGAUGAUAAAGAGUGGGAUUUGAGUGGUUUUGUAGACUUAAUUUUGGAACAGACCACUGUAGGGUCUGUUGUUAAAAUAGAGGAUGACGAAGAUAAUGGAAUUUUUGCUCUUGUUACCGCCCUUAACUUGGGGAGAUACAAGGACCAGAAAUGUAUGACAGAGAUUAAGGAGUUUCUCCUGAAAGUUUCUCAGGAGGAUGUAAUAGAUGACCUGAGAUCACUUUUGGGAAAGGAAGCACAUAGUGUUGGUCUGUUGGUCUCUCAACGUGUGACAAAUUUAGCUCCACAGCUCUUGCCGCCUCUUUAUGACGGCCUCUUUAACGAAGUCUCUUGGGCUACUGAAGAUGAGCCAACAGAGGAGCUCAAGAAUUCCUUUCGAUUUAAGUUUUAUAUAAUAGUCGCUAAAUUUUACAAGCUCAAAACUGCUGACCAGAAAAGGAAGCAUAAUGUUAAUGAAGAGGCAAUAAUAUAUUUAAAGCCAGAAGAUGAAAUAUUUCACAAGCUCAGCUCCUGGUCCUUUGAAUUUUCUUUGAACUCUCCACAGAUUGCACCUCAUGAGCUAAGAAACUAUCAGCAAACGGGGUUAGUCAUGUCUGUUAAAGCAGACAAGAUCUCUACGUUCCAACAACAGCUGCAAUCUUUAAUCGAGGAACCUUGAUUCUCAUUGAAAGGUCCCAAAUGUUGAUUUCCUUUUGCCGCUGCCUGAAUAAUAGAGAGAGCUAGAGGCGGUGAGGAUCUAAGAACCGUUCAUUAACUUUAUUUGGUCCCAAACGGUCCCUCCCUCCCUCCCUCAUAAGAUUCAUCGAGAAAGUGAAGUCUCUAACGGAAGGUACAGACAUGUAUGGAGCAACGUGUCGUGGACCAGUAUGCUCUCUAUUAUCUUGGAUAUCUAAUAUGAACCAAUAAGGAAAAUAGACAAAUAGGGAAUACCAUCUGGAUGAGAGUAAGGGAUUAUGAAUUUAUGCAAAAGAGCAAAGAAUAGUACCAUCGACUUCCGUUAUUUGGUCUUAAAACUUUUGUGUGGCGGUUAGAACAAUAAGUAGGGUUUGUUCUUUUAACGUUGACAAUUUCUUUGAAAUUCCUUUGUCUUUACACAGUUAAUUACAUGCAUAAUUUAGUCGA